Messenger RNA from Saimiri boliviensis boliviensis (Bolivian squirrel monkey), 1183 nucleotides. It is a transcript of the gene ECI1, whose product is annotated as enoyl-CoA delta isomerase 1. NCBI's taxonomy places the organism in Eukaryota, Metazoa, Chordata, Mammalia, Primates, Cebidae. Gene Ontology annotation, biological process: fatty acid beta-oxidation. The record is from RefSeq and is a predicted model, not a curated record. Gene Ontology annotation, cellular component: mitochondrion. Gene Ontology annotation, molecular function: delta(3)-delta(2)-enoyl-CoA isomerase activity.
GGUGCCUGUCCCGGAAGCGCGCGGCUGCCUGGGACGAUGGGAUGAACCCAGCGGGCGGCGGCCUCGACCCGGAGGUGGAGGCAGCGACCAGACUCCGGGAACGGGGCGGGGCCUGGUCCCAGGGUGAACUCGGGCCGAUUUCUCACGAGGCAAGGCCGGGCCGCGACCCCGGCCUGGCGCGGUCUGUUCAAGAUGGCGCUGGCGGCUGCUCGGCGAGUCCCGGCGUGCAUCUUGCUCCGCGCGGGGGCCCGGCUCCAGGGCGCGGCCCUCGGGCUGGCGGAGCAGGCGGCCGGCGGCCGGGACGGCGCGCGGCGCUUCGGGAGCCAGCGGGUGCUGGUGGAGCCGGACGCGAGCGCAGGGGUCGCUGUGAUGAGAUUCAACAACCCCCCAGUGAACACUCUCAGCCUGGAGUUUCUGACAGAGCUGGUCAUUAGCCUGGAGAAGCUGGAGAAUGACAAGAGCUUCCGAGGUCUCAUCAUUACCUCGGACCGCCCCGGUGUGUUCUCAGCUGGCCUGGACCUGAGGGAGAUGUGCGGGAGGAGCCCUGCCCACUAUGCCGAAUACUGGAAGGCCGUGCAGGAGCUGUGGCUGCGGCUCUACCAGUCCAGCCUGGUGCUGGUCGCUGCCAUCAACGGAGCCUGCCCCGCCGGAGGCUGCCUGAUGGCCCUGACCUCUGACCACCGCAUCCUGGCGGACAACCCCAAGUACAGCAUAGGACUCAAUGAGACCCUGCUGGGCAUUGUUGCCCCUUUCUGGUUCAAAGACACCCUGGUGAACACCAUCGGGCACCGGGCAGCAGAGCGCGCCCUGCAGCUGGGGCUGCUCUUCCCGCCAGCACAGGCCCUGCAGGUGGGCAUAGUGGACCAGGUGGUGCCGGAGGAGCGGGUGCAGAGUGUGGCGCUGUCAGUGAUCGCCCAGUGGAUGGCCAUUCCAGACCAUGCCCGACAGCUGACCAAGGCCAUGAUGCGAAAGGCCACAGCCAGCCGCCUGAUCACACAUCGCGACGAGGAUGUGCAGAACUUUGUCAGCUUCAUCUCCAGAGACUCCAUCCAGAAGUCCUUGCAGCUGUACUUAGAGAGGCUCAAACAAAAGAAAGGCUAACAGUUGGGCUGCCACAGGCUUUCAGCCACACGUGCCCCUCUGGGUCCUGGUGGGAUCUUAAACAAGGUAUUUUGCAACUUUA